Messenger RNA from Podarcis lilfordi (Lilford's wall lizard), 10763 nucleotides. The record is from the annotation of a GenBank genome assembly. Lineage: Eukaryota; Metazoa; Chordata; Lepidosauria; Squamata; Lacertidae.
GGGCGCCGGAGUGUGCGCAGGGGCGUUGCGUGAAUACCGUCUCGCGCGUGCGCGGCGAGGAAAGUGACGGUGCUCUUUUGAGGAGGAAGAGCGCCGGGCGGAGAGUUUCGGCGGCCGUUUCUGUUUCUCUCAGGCAGCGGCGGCCAUGAGCUACGACCGGGCUAUCACCGUCUUCUCCCCUGACGGGCACCUCUUCCAAGUCGAGUACGCCCAGGAGGCCGUGAAAAAGGGCUCCACAGCGGUAAGGCGGAGGAGGCAGGGCCGAAAGAGAGGGGCCGGAAGGCCGCGAGGGGGAGCGGGAGCCUUGGGCGGAGGAGCCGGGCUCGCGUCCUUGUAAAACCCUGUGGUGGUUUCUGUUUUUAUUAAUGAUGCAGCUGUAUAUCUUUCUUAAAAUAAUAAUAAUAAUAAUUAUUAUUAUUUAUUGGGGGUACAGGUCUCUCCCCCCCUUCUCCUCAGGCUCUUUCCACCAUCAAAGGGAGCCGCGCCUCAGCUCGCUUAUUUAAUUCAUUUAUAAGUUCGUCUAUUUAUAAAACAUGUUUCAUAAACAUAAAUAAGCCCGGUGUUUUUUGUGUGAGAGGGUGAACACGCGGAACAGAGGUGCCAGCUCCCUUUGCUUCCCCACCCCCAACUUGAUGAUGGGGAGGUUAUUGGGUUGUUGUUUUUAUUUUGAUUACCGUAUAUACUUUUUGGUUUUAUAUUUUGAUUUUGUUCUGUGAGCCGCCAUGAAAUCUCCCGGUAUAGGGCAAUAUAUAAAUUCAAUAAAUAAUAAUAAUAAUAAUUACCAUUCAAAUGUUGUGUGUGCACACCACAUCAUGAGAAUAUUUUAUUCCAAGUUGGCACCCCUGACAAAGAGAUGCUGGAGUCCAGAUCUUUCGGAGCACAGCCCUCGAAAACCUUAAGAGCACAUUUAAACCUCCUCCACUGAAGCUUGUGGUGGGGCUGAGGCUGUUCAGGUGUGAAGGGGAUUUGGGAUUUCUAUCGUGUUCCUUCUUUAAAUUUAUCAGAUAUUCCAAGGAAGCAGAAAAUUCAGAUUAAGUAGGCAAACGAUGUGGGGCAGCGUUUUGACGAUGCAGGCCUGUGAUUGUAACAAAAAAUAAUAGCCUUCAGAAUGUGGCUACAGGCUUUUACAAUAUACAAAAUAAAAAUAAAUUUAAAUCAGAGGCAAUCAAUUCUGAUUUUGAAUCCCCUUCUCCUCUUCUGCAGUUCCUUGUUUAUAUUUUAAUUUACUGCAUAUCCAAAUUAUACUAAUUUGUUAUUCAGAAUGUGGCACACAUAGGAACUGUAAGGAAGUGCCAGUUCUAAUCAGUGCCUUUGUUGAACAAAGGCAAUCAGAAUUUUAUGCUUCAAUGCCUCCCCCACUAAACACAUAAUCCCACCACUCUGCAGGCAGAGAGCUAGCAGGAAUAUUCACCAAUUCUUUUACCCCAUCACACUUGUUGUCUAACUAGUACAUGCCAGGAAGUUUGUGUGCAAAUACAGACAUGUGCAAUUGCAUAUGGCUACACACAUGCAUAAUGGUGAAGAUUAGGGAAGCAGUAAAGUAGUGUAUUAGUUAAAACAACCUUCCUUAAUAUGGUGUCGUUCAGAUGUUCAGGCAUAGAACUCCAAAGGGUCUGGAGAGAUAGCAUGGUCAGAGUUGACUGAAAGGGCUGUGUAAACCAUGGGGAAGAAAUCUAGUAGCAACCAUGCAGUUAGAACACAGGAACAAGUUGUCAGACUAUAUCUGAUAAGUGGAGGUUGCAUGACUGAAUUCUGAAGGGUUAGGUGCAUAUAUAAUGAAUCGGGGGAGUGGGCUGGCAUGUGAAGAAUGAAAGUGCAACCAUGUCAAAGUCUACUAAGGGAGAUUAGAUCAUUGCAGAGUGUGGCUGAGGCCUCAUCACUACCUAAAUUGUGUGUUUUAUAUUUGAAAGAGGAGCUGCAUGGAAAGUAAGGUGAAAGGCUGAUAAGUGAAGUGGAAGGAAAGGAACAGUAGAUGACGCUUUGGGUUACUUCCAAUUCUACGAUUCUGUGAUGAGGUCAUUAAAGCAUUCAGAAGUUGCUCAAUUUUCAGAGAGAUGUGAGCAUGAAAGGCAGAGGUUGGAUACUGCUGAGAGAAAUGGAAUAGGUAUGACUAUGGCAGAAAUUGAACAUAAGAAAAUUAUAGAUUAUUUGGAACUUUGCUUAAAGUUUCUUCAUCUAUCUUAAAAUUAUUUAAAGCUGUAAAAUAUUUUCAGUUUUCUUCAGUUUAAUGGGUGAUAUCCAGUGUUAGCAGGUUCAUUGUUUUCAGUGGGUCUGCACUGGGUAUAAAUGAUGCAAUUGGAUAUCACCCAAUGAAAUAUGAUAUGCCAACUCAUUAUCACAAAAAUACUGUUUAUAGAGUCACAUGUAAACAAUUUCAUGCUUCGUAUGCAAGUCAGUGUUAAAGCACUGUUGUCUAGUCAAUGUGGGUUGCCUUCACCUAUUGUUUUUUGCUUCUGUUACACUUUAUUAUAGUUAAUAUUUGAGGGAGCUGUUUGAAAAUGUCAUCUCUAAUGCACUGUGUAAUAUUUAAGGUUGGAGUACGAGGAAAAGAUAUUGUUGUUCUUGGCGUGGAGAAGAAAUCUGUGGCAAAACUUCAGGAUGAAAGAACUGUCCGAAAGAUCUGUGCCCUUGAUGACAAUGUCUGCAUGGCUUUUGCAGGUACUGUUAUGAUGAAGUCCCCUAAAUACCAGGAAUGGGGCUUUGGAGUAAAAUUGAGUUGUUUAGUAGAACAUUCUUCAGUACAGCAAAAAUAAGCGGUGUCAUUUCAGCUUUCAGGUAGCUCUUCUAAAUAUCUUAAUUGCAAAGAAAAGCAAAAAAUUAAAUGCAGGUUAUGUUAUAGGUGAGGGAGAUGAUUUUAAGUGAACCACCUUGAGACCCCUGGGUAUAGGGCAGUACAGUCAUACCUCUGGUUGAAUGUGCUUCGGGAUGAGCGCGUUUGAGUUGCGCUCCGUGGCAACCCGGAAGUAACGGAGUGCAUUACUUCCGGGUUUCGCUGCAUGCACAGACGCUCAAAAUGACGUCACGCAUGUGCAGAAGCGCCGAAACGUGACCACUGUAUAUAAAGUCAAUAAAUAAUAAUAAUUAAGUGACUCCUCUGCUUUUUGUAUUCAGAGUGUUGUCUUGGACAGCUCUGUUAGGAACUGCUCUGCUUCAUUUUCUUGUACACUUGUGUUAUAAACUUCUCAUAAAACAAAUGUGAAGUAUUUGCAUAUGCUUAAAAGUACACCAUCUAAUUAUGAUUAGUUUCUAAAAUUUGAAUGCAGAUAGUGAAAGUAUCAACAAUUGCGAAAAAUGUAAAUGAUAAAAUAAAGGCCUAUUAAAACUUUCUUUAGCGGUUAAUCUAAUUAUUCUAGGUAUAAAAUUAAUAGCUUUCCUGAUUUGUAGCCCAGUACUUAAACUCUAGGUUGUCAAACCUUGCCAAUUUGUGUUUCAUAGCUCUAAAAAGAAUAUUUGGCAGCUGCCAUGUAAGAUAUUAACAAAAUAGGUUAACACAGAGUUUUCAAUCUGUUCAAAACUAAGGACUAAAUUUGAUGCAGAAUUCCUUCUCUUUUCUUUCCUUUUUAGCCAAAAGCAGCCCGAGUAGAAGAAGGCCAGUCAGGAAGAGUCUGCUUAAAUCUUUUCAGCUCAAAAACCUUUUGAGCUUGAUAACCAGUAUGACUCUUAAUACAUUGCAGGACAUACAUUGGAUGUUUCCUCUAGUUUUCUACCAACUUCUAAUGUACAGAGUUAGAUUUAGCCUUGCCCCUCUGAAUAGAAGGGUUCUUUCCACUUGCAAAGGAAAUUAACAUCCAUUGGAGAUUCCUUGCUGAAGGGGAGUGACUAUUCUUUUUUUUUUUGCCAGUUCCCUUUGUAAGUCCUCAGCAUCACCUUCAAUACUGUUCUGCAGAGUCCCUGAGCCCUCUGAAAUAGCAUUUCAGGAGGUUGCAGGGGAAAGGAAGAAUCUGCCCCCUACCUCCAACACAAAUUGGAACUCUGCUUAGAGUAAUGCUGGAUGCAACUCCCCUCAAAAUUACAAAGUUUUGAACAUACAUAUUUUAUUAACCAGCACGAUAAAUGUGGCCUGUCAUUAAUCCUCUUUUCUCACCCAUUUCUUUUGAUUAAUGUUUUCUAAAGCAGCAAUGUUUCUAUAUGUGUUGUAUGCUAAAUGGCACAUUUUGCCCAUUUGUAUUAUUCGUAGGGCUCACAGCAGAUGCCAGGAUAGUUAUAAAUAGAGCUCGGGUGGAAUGCCAAAGUCAUAGACUUACAGUGGAAGACCCUGUCACUGUGGAGUACAUUACACGGUAUAUUGCUAGCCUGAAGCAGGUAUGUACAAAGAAAAAGCAAUAUAGUGCUUGUUAAAAGGUGGUUAAUACCAGAGAAUUCCAGAGAAACAUAAUGUAAUGCAGCUGCUAUAUUUUAUUGAACUUGCUGAGUAACAAUGUAUAGAUGCCUCCCUAGUUUCUUCCACAGACAGUGAAAAGUAAUAUGAAUUAGUAUUUACCUGGUGUCAGUAUUUGAAAUUGUGGUUGUGGUUUCUGCCACUUUUUGCCUUUCAUUUCCCAACUUUAGUAAUUUUGUCUUAACUAAAUCAGACAAUAAUGUAGGUCCACCAGACGUAUGUAUAUUCAACAUUUACAAACAAUGCACCAACAAUGCAUUUCAAAAAUAACUAAAAUAUGAAGUCAUCUCUAAUCUCUUAUUCUCUGCUACUGCAACACCUGAUAGCUAUUAAGAAUCAGUGGACUGAUCAUUAACACAUUAAUUAGUGAAUGUAUAUUUUGACCAUAAGUGAGUCGGGUAUUCCUAGUAAAAUUGGAAAAGAGCUCUGGUUUACUACUGAAGAAGAAUCUCUCUGUACAAUCCAUUAGUAAAAAUUCCUAAUUUUGUCAGGAGUGGGAUGGAAAAACCAAAACCAGUUAAAUUGGCCUUUUCUGAUUCCAGCUUGUUCUUUUUUUUUCAUACGGUUUAAUAAUAAAGUAACUCCUCAGAACACUUGCAAUGGUUAUGUUUUCCUCAGUCAAUAAGUUAAGAAAAAUAUCCAGUGCUAUACAUGUAUUUCAUGAGAAAUCUGUACUUCUUUAGGCUUACAUUUAUGCUAAUCAACCUUUUUCUCUUCCUCCUCAGCGGUACACCCAGAGCAAUGGCCGCAGGCCUUUUGGUAUUUCUGCCCUGAUUGUAGGAUUUGACUUUGAUGGAACUCCAAGGCUUUAUCAGACUGAUCCUUCUGGCACAUACCAUGCUUGGAAAGUGAGUUGGGUUUAUCUUGCUAAGAUGGAAUGAACAGAAGCACUUCAUUCACAUAAGUAAAUCUAUCUACAGUUUAAGUUUCUGGCUCAUAGCAAGGGGGCAGGGGACACAGUAACGUAUGGUCAACCCUCUCUCUCCUUGCCAAAGGAUGUGUGGAUCUGUCUUUGGUGGGUUGGAGUACAAAAUUUUGGCUUUUGAGGGAAUCUGACGAUUAAAGGACUGAAGUAAAAGUAAUUUUUGUUUUUCUUAGUUUUAGAUGCAUCCAGAAAUUUGCAAGCUAGUUCCCAUUGUCCUUUUUGUUGUUGCUACUCUGGGUUUUAUCCAGCACUGCACGAGGAGAGUUCUGUUUGUUCUGGAGCAGAUUUUGAGGAGGCACAGGGGGCUGUAGGGGAAAGGAAAAUGAAGCCUUAUUGUUUAAAUGGAAGUUCUAUUCUGCUCAUGCAACAACUGCAUUGCAUAUAACCCAUAGAUUUUAAGUGUUAUCACACACUUCAAGGCAAUAUAGAUAGAAAAUUUAAGCAAGAGAGUACAUUUUUCAGUUAUGCAUCUAGAUUUCUGUUGGCUUGCAAACUCAUUUCUAAUGAACUUUUAAAAUUCCAGGCUAAUGCAAUUGGCAGAGGAGCGAAGUCAGUGCGUGAAUUUUUGGAAAAAAACUAUACUGAUGAAGCCAUUGAAACAGAUGAUCUGACCAUUAAGCUUGUGAUUAAGGCACUUCUUGAAGUGAGUUGGAACAACCAAGUCUUAAAUUUGAGUCUUCUUUAGUUAACAAGGCGGGUGGCUAUUGACAGGUUUACAUACAGUUUCCAUUUCUUUUAAAGUUAAAGCGCUGGCUGUUGAACAGGUUUGAGAAGCCAGGUCUCAUGCCCUAAUAGUUAUAUUUUAAUUUUCAUUUAGCAAAAACAAGAAUUAAAAUGCCAAUGGUUCUAAUAUUUCUGCAAAAAUACUUUUGUGUUGCAGGAAAGUCUUUUCCUAACACUUUUGCUUAACUUCUUGAAUUUAAGGUUGUACAGUCUGGUGGGAAAAAUAUUGAGCUGGCUGUUAUGAGAAGAAACCAGCCUCUUAAGGUAAGUUUCCAGUGGCUUCUGAAUUUCAAAAGCAGCGUCGAUUUCCGCUCAGUAGCAACAGUGCAGUUUUAAACUCGCCUCCAGUUAAGACUGACUUGCCCCCUUUAGUUUUAGCAUUCAAUAAAACCUUCUUGUGCCUGUUUGUAUCCAAGCAAUGCUUCACACUCAACUUUAGGGUCUGUUGUUUUUUAUUACUUGGUCCUGAAAAGUUGGACGUCAGUUGUUCAUUUGGGGAUUCCAGUGUGAUCGUGUUCCAUACUUAGGAGCACUUUGAGCCUUAAUUGUUCAUAGCUGUUGUUCCUCAUCUCGUGCUGCCUCUCAUUUGAGAGGUUGUCCAAAACCAAAUUGGCUUGAUAAUUCCUAAAUUAGCCUAAAUUCCCUAUGUGGGGGACAGCAUCCUAACAGUCCCAUGAAUGAGUGGAAAGCACGCCUGUGCAUACCAUUGGGAGGGGGUGACACAUUGAUUUCUUCAUGCUGCUCUGGAUGACCACAUGAUCCUUAGCAGUAGAGGAGGCAUAGAAAAGCCCUUGCAUGCACAUGGUACUCAGACCCACUACAAUCUUGUCACUGCUGUUACAGAUCUUGAGCCCUGAUGAAAUUGAAAAGUAUGUUGCUGAAAUUGAAAAGGAGAAGGAAGAAAACGAGAAGAAGAAACAGAAGAAAACAACAACAACAUGAUGUGUGAAACUCAACUGCCUAGCCAUUUUUGGUUUUUAAAUCAAUCAUGAGUUUCUGUAUAGACAUGUAGGCAUUCCAUUUUCCUAUUCACUGUCAAGUGGCCUAUAAUAAACCACCUGUGUUUUUUUAAACAUCUGUUAAUGCCAUGUACCUGAUUUUUCAGUGUAUACUUUAACUUGGUCAUGGUACUACAACUUCUCUCAUCAGUGAAAACCUUUUUUGUAAGUUGUGUAUAAACCCAAAGUUUGAGGGCAAACUUGAUUUUUAGUCACCCUUAUUUGCUAUCUCUUUAUUGUCCAUGACUACUGCUGCCUUCUCUUUCCUCCUGUUGCAAAUGAUGUUUUUGUUGCCGUUAUUAUCAAAACCCCUAAUUUUCCCGCAUCUUUUGCAGUAUAAACAAGUUGGUUCAAAACUUGAGUGCUGCAUUUGGGUGUAAAAGUCAGAAGUAAAACUUAAAACACAUCUUGCAGUACUUGGGACAGCAGAUAAAGGAAGGUAAUGGUUCUGAAGGCAUUCUUGUGGAAUACAAGAGGUUUUCCGUUGACUUCAGUGGCAUACUUCCAGAGUUCUUGCAAUUUCAAGUAUUCAAUUAAGUUUUAAAGCUGCUAGUAAAAUCUUGCAAUUGAAAGCUCACAGCCCCUCUAGGUUUUUUAAGGCAUGCUUCAUUUUUGAGGAUAGGAGUCUGCAUCUCCAGACUGCAUGAUUGAGAACCUGAACUGUCCUAGGCAGGUGGCCUUAUCCUUUCACUUAUAUACAGGUGGGUUUGGUAUGUAUGUCAUUAAUGGGCAACAUGUUUCUCCUGCUAUCAAAACAGUUCUAUGGUAUAGAUGCAUACCUCAAGUUCCACAAAUACCUUUCCUUUCCCUGCAAAAGCAACUUCUAGCCUUAAAGGUAAAGGGACCCCUGACCAUUAGGUCCAGUCGUGACCGACUCUGGGGUUGUGGCGCUCAUCUCGCUUUAUUGGCUUCCAGGUCAUGUGGCCAGCAUGACUAAGCCGCUUCUGGCGAGCCAGAGCAGCGCACGGAAACGCUGUUUACCUUCCCACCAGAGUGGUACCUAUUUAUCUACUUGCACUUUUACGUGCUUUCGAACUGCUAGGUUGGCAGGAGCAGGGACCGAGCAAUGGGAGCUCACCCCAUCGCGGGGAUUUGAACCACCGACCUUCUGAUCGGCAAGCCCUAGGCUCUGUGGUUUAACCCACAGCGCCACCUAUGUCCCAGCCUUAGGUGUCACAUAUUUCCAUGGCAAUAAACAGUCCUGUUGGUGCUGCUAAUAAUAAAAAUUCUAGAGCUUCUCUAUUAAGCUUGCAGGCUGUCCUCUAAUUCUGCCAUUUAUCGCAAUCAAGCAAUAGGGGUCCAUAGGACAAGUAAAGGUCAGUGGUGGUUUGUUAAUAAAGGCAGGUUGAAAGAACAGCCUAUUUUAGGGUUCAUACAAACUAGAUUAAAAUCAUGGACUUCCUCUGCAAUGUAGGAUAGUCUUGCUUCACAUAAUUAUUAGACUGUAAUGAAAUAUAAAGCACAAUCUCCCCUCCAUAGCAGUUGGAUUUGUGCUUCAGUAUCACCAGCAGGUAAAUGACACACAUCUACCUCUCUUCUGUGCAAGAAUUCCAGUGCUUUCCUGUCCACUUCCUUGACUCCGCUUGUGGCAUUCUCUUAUUUAAUAAAAUAUGUACACCACUUGAAAUGGGAAAAACAAAAACUUCACAACCCUCCUUUAAAGCAUACAAAAGUUUAAAAUUGCCUCAACUUUCUAAGCAUCUGGGUAGGCUUGACUAAGCAAGAAAGUUACUAGCAGGUGCCAAGGAGUAGUGACUGCACCUGCCUUAUCUCAAUAGGUAGAGCGAAAUGUAAGUGCUGCCACACCGAUCGAAUGACUCUUGGCUCUCAUGGUACCUUACCUGAUCAGUGGUAUACAGUCCAGCUGAACUUCUUGUUUUAAAAACUCUUAGUUCGUUCAAUGCCACUUGCAUGCUACUUAAUUUUAAGUCCAGGGUCAAUGUCCCUCUGGUUGGUUCCAUGGCAAACUGUUCUAGGACACAGUAAUGUAAGGUAUCUAGAAAUUUUACUCCUGUCAAAACACUUAUGUAGUCUGUGUAAGGGCUGCUGCAUUUCUUCAUUUGGAUGCUUGCUUGAUUUCAUUCUUCAUUUCAAGAUCUCUCUGAAUAUCUUGCUCGGGGGAAACACUAGCAAACCUCCAGAACUCAAUUACACUUGGGACCCAGUACCACCACCCACAAUGGUUCUGUGAAGAAGUCUUCCCUUUGUUAUUUACUUUGCUUCACUCAAUGCCCUCUUAUGCACUAGCACUGCCACCAUGUCCUUCCCAUAGAGUUUGAAUCCGGAGAUAACACUGUCCCACUGGCUUUUUCCAUUCUACCAAGUUUUCAUUAUGCCCACAGAAUCAAGCACUCCAGUUUGCCCGUCUUGGCGGCUUCUAGCGUUAGCAUUUUUUUUAUAUAGUGUUUCUCUUCAGGUUCUCUUGGCAGUUGUGUUUUGGCCUGCGGUGCUUUGGCCUCUGAAUUGCCAUUUGGCACUUUCAGUGCCUAGGUUUAUACCUUUACCCAGUUAAAUUACCAUUUAUUUUUUUCAUCUUCAACCCAGGCAGACAAUUUGGGCUCCUGUUAGCUUUCCUCUCCUCCCACCAGCAAUCGGUUCAAAAGCUGUUCUGCCACCAUUACUUCAAGCACCAACAGUUGGCUUCCAUCCAGGUUUAAGUGGAACCCACUCCUUUUGUACAGGCCCGGUUUGUCCCAAAAUGCUCUUCCAGUGCCUAAGAAGUCCAAACCCCUCCUCCCAAAAUCAGUCCCAUUCACACUUUUGAGACUAUAAAGCUCUGCCUAUCUGGUGCUGCAUGUGGGGGAAGCAGAAGCAUUUCAGACCGCUACCUUGGAUGUCCUGGUUUCAACAUCCUACCUGGCAACCUAACUUACUUCCAUGAUCUCAUGACCGAUUUUCCCAUAUCAUGCAUGCCAAUGUGCACCGUGACUAUCAGCUCCUUCCUAGCACUAGGCAGUGUGACAACCACAACCAUCGUGACAGGAAGGUAAUUCACCCUCCAGAAUUUCACACACCCAACUUUCUAUGUUUCCAGUGACUGAAUCAGACUACCAAGAUCUCUACUCCCUGAAGAAGAAUCAUUGGCACGGGAAGAUAGUGGGUCAUCAUCCAAGGAAUGCGUCCCUCCUAAGGCAUUAUUUCCCUCUUUCUCCGACAUUCUCCUUCCCCCAUGUCCCACAUUCUCUCACCAGGAGGGGAGCUAUCUUCCUAGAAAUGGGGUGUGCUGCAACGUCCCCAAUGGCCCACCCUACCAACUUCUCUAUUCCUCUCAGCUUCUCAAAUUCAACAGCUGCUUAAACCUGAACAUCUACUUUCGGUUGGUAUGAAGCCAGCUCUCAUCCAUGGUUAGCAAGCUUUGCUAGUACUGUCAAGACACGCUGAUGAUGUUUCCAUUAAAAGCAACAACCCUGCAGAAAACUGUUAGCCAACAAAACGAGGAUUAAACAUUUACAUGUUUAUUUGUAAUUACAAUUUACAUGACUCCAUAAAGCAGCCCAUGAUAAAGGCCUACAAAAUAAACCCAAGCUUUUAUAACAACAUAAGUGAAUGCAUGACCUAGGGAGGAACUGAAAAAGCUAGCCAUGAAACAGGGUGGGAGAGAAUAAAUGGCACCCAAAAGAGGCCUUUUAACAAAACAUUCCUAUAGCUAACAAAAAGGGACACAUGCCUAUUACUACAGGCUUAACCCACUUUCAUGCAAGAGUUUAUAAUCCCUCCUUACCCACCUUUCAACCCCCCC